UAUGAUAUUUAAAAGUUUUUUUUUAGUUUAAUGUUUAGGGUAUUCUAGGGAUUUCUAACCUAUUUUUGUUUAGUUGGUAGCUUUGUGACAGAAUAGCCAGAACAGCAUCAGAACAGAUACAAUAGGGCGUUCAUAGCACGUGUUCCUGAUCUUCCUUUACUUUAUCAAAAAAAGUGUCGUAAUCAUUAAUUAAUGGAAUAACAUAUAUAAUACAUUUGGUUAUAUGAACUAAACAUAACCAAACCGAAUUUGAUUGUUCGAUGUGUGGAAAAUAUUUUUCGAGGCGAGAUAACUUGUACGCACAUCAAAGAUUACUUCAUGGACUAGCUAUUAAACCUAGAUAUCAAGCGCCACCACUAUCAACUAUUAAACCUCAAUCCAAUUUUGAGAUGCGAGUUCCUACUUCAUUUUCAUCAUCUACUACUACUUGUACUAAACGCCGUCGAGAUUCAACACCACCACAUUCAGUUACCAGGAAGAAAGAUCAGUGGGGGGAGUAUGACACUCCCAGAUCACCUUCACCGGAGCAAGUAAUUCAUGAGGAUUACAACAACGAAUUUGAAACACCAAAAUUAUGAAGGAAUUUGCCAAAUGCUCCAAGCAAUGAACUUCCGGGAUUAUCAACAGAAUAUUUUUUAAGGAAAAAUUGUGAACAAUUAUCUACAAUUUUCGAUUUGUUAUCUAAAAGUUGCGAUAAAUUGAA
Messenger RNA from Onthophagus taurus, 703 nucleotides. The record is from RefSeq and is a predicted model, not a curated record. NCBI's taxonomy places the organism in Eukaryota, Metazoa, Arthropoda, Insecta, Coleoptera, Scarabaeidae.